Molecule: messenger RNA, 436 nt
Organism: Phanerochaete carnosa HHB-10118-sp
Lineage: Eukaryota; Fungi; Basidiomycota; Agaricomycetes; Polyporales; Phanerochaetaceae
Exons: 3
Coding region: 7-243 (78 amino acids)
Source: RefSeq, a predicted model, not a curated record
CGAGCGAUGGCCAUCACGAAAUGGAUACCGGCCUUUGGCGCAGCCCCAAGUACGAGCACUACAACCUCUCCAGCGCAGCCGGAGGAGGCGAUCCCUGUGACCGCUGCUGCAGAUGCGAAGCAGUUUGGGUUAGAAAACUUUGGAAACACUUGGUGCGCACAUCUUUCUAUUUCGCCUCUACAACUCGACUACGCUCCCGGCUCGUGCUGCUCGCAGUGGAUUCGGGCAAGAUACCUGUGGUAGGCACAAAAUGCCUCAGUUCCUGGAGCUCUCUUCCAUGCACUUCCUCGUGCACUCAAAGGGGUUCACACGUACGAGGUGUCUGGCGAUAGCCCGGCAGUAACCGCAUGGCACGUCUGUCCAUCUGCGUCCUUGACCUCCUCGUUCCCUCUACGCCAAUUCCGUCCUUCAGGCUCUCUAUUUCUGCGGGCCCUUC